Molecule: messenger RNA, 13354 nt
Organism: Cydia strobilella
Lineage: Eukaryota; Metazoa; Arthropoda; Insecta; Lepidoptera; Tortricidae
Gene: Ten-m
Product: teneurin-m
Exons: 20
Coding region: 520-9948 (3142 amino acids)
Biological process (GO): motor neuron axon guidance
Source: RefSeq, a predicted model, not a curated record
UAGUCGUAAGAUAAAACGACAUCAACUUCUCAGCUCGAUUUAUUAGAUUUAUUGUCGAUGCCAAGAGUUCCAAAACUUCCCGACCGGAAAUGGUCGAGCGGAGCGUGCCGGAAACGCGAACAAACAUCCCAACUUGGCAAAAAAAAACAAAACAAAUGCGCUUUGGAGCGUCAUUCGCGUGUUUAUUAUUAGCGGUGCAUAAACAAGGUUACAUGGGCCCGUAUCGAUGCGUUUAAAAAGCUAACCCGUCCUGCAAGAAAAGGACGGGAGUUGAGCACGUGGGAAGUGGAUUCCGAACGCACGCACCCCCUCCCGCGCUCGCGCCCCCUCUCCUCAAGGCGCCGCGCGCAGUCAGUCGCGCGCCGACCGUUGAAUCGGUAACACGUACCAAAAUUUCGCGCCAGUGUGUACAGCAACCGCCCUAACGUUGUGCAGUGACCAAGUGGGAACGUUGUGAUUUGUUGUGUGACGUAUUGUUAGUGAGACAGUGUUGUGCACUAUGCGGCUGUGCGCCACGUUAUGAAUGGUCUGGAUAAGUGCUUCUUCGAUCAACGUGAGUCUCAGCAACAUGGGGAUGAUUGCAGCUACAGUUAUAUAAGCCUGGGCCGGCUCCACCCGUACGGCUCGGGCAGUGGCAGUGGCUCAAGCUGCGGCAGCGGGCGGCGCGCGCGCAGCCGAGGGCUGUCCGACUCGCCCGCGCCCACCACGCCCACCUCCACCGACAACGCCUCCGACGCCACACUUACGGACUCGGAGCUGCCCACGGCGAGGGACUCCACUCUGCUUGUGCACAACGGCAUGCUGAGAUCUACAUACGACCGCUCAGACCACGAACGCUGCUUACUGGACGGGACACGCCCGCCGCCCGAUGUGCCGCCGCGCAACCCAACCAUGUCGCGACUGAACGGCCGCAUCACCGGCAACCCCGCCGAUUUGGCCGACUUCGAGCCCUCGUGCCUCGUGCGCACACCCUCUGGCAACUUUUACGUGCCUUCAGGCGACAUACAGAAGAAUCCAUCGAUGGAUUACAAAUCAAACUCCUCCUGUAGCAGUCCAGGCAAGGACAAGAGCACCCUCGAGAGGAUGGACCGUAACGAGCGGCACCCCGCCUUCGGGGCGCCGGUCCCCGUCCUCCCAGUGAGGAACAACCUGCGGGCGACCCACUUCCCCCCGGCUGCCUCGCGGUUCCACUUUAGGAAAGGCCUCUCUUCUAGAUGUUCCUGGAAGUGUACUGCUGUAGUGUUCAUAGUGUUGUUCGUUCUUCUUUUAGCAAUUGCGUCUUAUACAUCAGCAUCAUACUUCGUGACCUCAUAUCAUAACGCGAACCCAUGUUCAGUGGUCGUUGGCGAGUCCACUGAGGUGUUUCCGGCGUCAAAAGCGACGACGCUGGAGUCCAACAAGUCUCUAGCACGACCGCACCAGACGCCGGCCACUGGCUCAGGUAAACGCGCUCGCCGAAGUGUCGACGAGCAUGCUAGUGAACCACCUUCUCUUUCUUCUUCGGACUCUUCCGCUGUAGAUAUGCAUGAGCUAAUCACGCCUUCUGUGGACACCUUUAGUGUAGUGCAUGGUGUAUCUGAAGGCGAAGAAGACCGGGACAACGUUCAUGUGUCUAGUGUAAGUGUAGAUAACACUGGUGUGCUAACCGAUGUAGAGUUUAAAUCCACAACCAACAUUGAACUUGGAACGACAACUGACAUACCGCUUAAUAUUAAAACAACGACGCUUAAUAACCCUCCUGCGGACAAUACUGAAACUAAUAACCCAACUACUACAGAAACGGCUUCUGAGGCUAAUAAUCCUAUAGAAGCAAUAACGGAAGUUGACCAUACCCCUGAUCCACUCAUUAAUAUACCGGCAGAGAUUGCGCCAAAAACAAAAAUGGAUCAUGAUAAUAUCGCUUAUGAACCUGAAGCUAUGCAAAGUGAUUCACUUUCAUCCGUUUUGUGGCGAGGAUUGCAAAGAGUUAAAUAUUUAAAGUUAGAAUCACAAUUAGAAGAAGUGAACGAGGAACUGCAUAUUAAAAUCAAUGAAUCUGAGGAUAUUGAUAAUGAACUUAAAAAAUUCCAUUAUGAUACUGAACGGAAUGAUGACCAUAUUGUUACAACAUCAACUAUAACUGCAGUACCAGUAACAACUACAGGGCCAACCAUUUCAGAAUCCAAAACUAAAAUAACUACCAUUUCUUCGUCAAGUGAAGUUAAUAAAGCACCUGAAAAGCAUGUUAUGAUUUCCACGGUACCAUCACUGAGUGUAACUAACUUUAACAACCCAAUAGAUAGUAAUUCAACUGAUAACAUAGAUGCCGAAGGAUCUACUGUAAAUUUUGCUGAAUCCAAAACCCCGGAAAUACCUAACUCAAAACAUGUUAUGAUUAAUCUUACAAUAUCGGCUGAUGGCGCAGACAACUCUGCUUACAAACCGCUUUAUUCGUUGACAGUGAAAGUACCUACAGAUGGCGAAAGCAAUGAGUUACCAAGUGUUCGCAUAACUCCAGUAGAUGUGGCAUCAACCGAAUCGACUUUCAACAACCCGAGAACAAUAGAAUCAACAUUGAAACCAGUGACAUCAGCACCACCUAAAACUAUUUUUGAAGGAGGAACUUGUGAAUGCACUUGUCCGGUAUGCGAGGGGUCAGGAGACGGCUCAUAUGACGAUUAUUAUGAUAAACCGACUACAGACAAGUCAGGCUUCGAAGAGACUUCAAGAACUACAGAUAUCUUCUCAACCUUAAAUUAUACUACUACCGAAACAACUACAGAAGGCGAAACAUCAACCUAUGAAACAACCAGCGAAGAGGCGACAACACUGACAGAUUCGACUGACUCGACCACUGACCUCACCACGGAAACGGCAACCGAAUGCCCAACCACUACUGGAGCACCGAAAUGUGUAUGUCCAAAGGUUACUCCACCACCCAUACUUAUCUUGGAAGGUGCGCGAACAUUCCCCGCACAGUCGUUCCCGCCAGACGGGACGACAUUCAAACAAAUUAACUUAGGUGAAAAAUUAUCAGAAGAAAUCCCUCCAUAUAGUUACUGGAACAUGCAGUUCUAUCAAUCAGAAGCUUCUUACGUCAAGUUCGACUACAUGAUACCUCGGGGAGCUUCAAUUGGCGUAUAUGCGAGGCGAAAUGCUUUGCCCACUCAUACGCAAUACCACUUUCUUGAAGUCCUUAGCGGUUUCAAGGCGAGAUCCACGAGAGCUUCACAUCCAUCCGUCAAGAAAGAAGUAACGCAUUACAUGGAGCAGGGCCACUGGUUCCUAUCGCUUUACAACGACGACGGCGACCCCAGGGAAAUAUCCUUCAUCGCGGCGGUAGCUGAAGACAUGACCCAUAAUUGCCCUAACGGCUGCUCAGGCAAGGGUGAGUGCCUUAUGGGCCAUUGCCAAUGUCAGCCAGGAUUUGGAGGAGACGACUGUAGCGAGAGUGUAUGUCCAGUUCUAUGCAGUCAACGCGGCGAAUACAUCAAUGGUGAAUGCCAGUGCAACCCCGGCUGGAAGGGCAAAGAGUGCUCCCUCCGGCACGACGAGUGCGAAGUGCCCGACUGCAACGGCCACGGCCAUUGCGUGAACGGAAAGUGUUCUUGUGUGAGGGGCUACAAAGGGAAAUUCUGCGCCGAAGUCGACUGCCCACACCCGACUUGCUCGGGCCAUGGGUUCUGCAUCGAAGGGGCCUGUGUGUGCAAGAAAGGGUGGAAAGGCCUGGACUGUGCGACUAUGGACAAGGACGCACUUCAGUGUCUGCCAGACUGCUCUGGCCAUGGGACCUUUGAUGUUGACACGCAAACUUGCACGUGCCAUGCUAGGUGGUCGGGCGAGGACUGCUCCAAAGAGGUGUGCGACCUCGACUGCGGCCCGCACGGCAGAUGUGUGGGAGAGGCAUGCGUCUGUGACCCCGGCUGGACUGGCGAAUUUUGCACGUCUAAACUCUGCGAUGCGCGGUGCAGCGACCACGGACAAUGCAAGAAUGGAACCUGCCUCUGCGUGUCUGGCUGGAACGGGAGACAUUGCACGCUGGAGGGCUGUCCACGAGGCUGUGCCGGCCACGGGCAGUGCCGAGUGGCCAAUGACGGUCACUGGGAGUGCAAAUGCUUCGACGGCUGGGACGGCCCCGACUGCACAACGUUGAAAGAGCAGAUUUGUGAUGAUGGAAAGGAUAAUGAUAAAGAUGGCCUUGUGGACUGCGAAGACCCGGAAUGCUGUCAAUCCGUCGCCUGUAAGGGCAGCCAGCUCUGCGUAUCAUCUCCCAAGCCCACCGACAUCCUGCUGCGGAAGCAACCGCCCGCCAUCACGGCAUCCUUCUUCGAGAGGAUGAAGUUUCUCAUCGAUGAAGGUAGUCUGCAGAACUAUGCCAAACAGGAGACGUUCAAUGAGAGCCGUUCCGCGGUGAUCCGAGGCCGCGUGGUCACCUCGCUGGGCUCCGGGCUGGUGGGCGUCAGAGUGUCCACGUCCACGCCGCUGGAAGGCUUCACGCUCACGCGGGACGACGGCUGGUUCGACCUGCUCGUGAACGGCGGUGGCGCGGUCACCCUACACUUUGGACGGGCGCCGUUCAAGCGCUCCUCGCAAGUUGUCUUCGUACCUUGGAAUGAGGUUGUGAUAAUCGACUCGGUGGUGAUGACGACGGCGGACGAGAAGGGCGGGUCGGGCCCGCCGCAAGCGUGCCUGGCGCACGACUACGACGCCAUGAAGCCCGUGGUGCUCGCAACGUGGAAGCACGGCUUCCAGGGCGCCUGUCCCGACAAGAGCGCCAUACUCGCCGAGUCACAGGUCGUUCAAGAAAGUCUCCAAAUCCCCGGCACCGGAUUAAACCUGGUAUACCAUAGCUCUCGGGCUGCUGGCUAUUUAUCCACCAUCCAACUUCAGUUGACGCCGGAAAAAGUACCUCCAACUUUAGCCCUCAUUCAUCUAAGGAUCACGAUCGAAGGAAUCCUCUUCGAAAAGACGUUCGAAGCCGAUCCCGUCAUCAAAUUCACGUAUCCCUGGAACCGGCUAAACGUGUACCGGCAGAGAGUGUACGGAGUCACCACGGCGCUGGUGAAAGUCGGCUACCAAUACACGGACUGCAAGGACAUCAUCUGGAACGUGCAGACGACGAAACUGAGCGGGCACGAUAUGAGCAUAUCUGACGUCGGCGGCUGGAAUCUCGAUAUUCAUCACAGAUACAAUUUCCACGAAGGUAUCCUGCAGAAGGGCGACGGCACGAACACGUACCUGAAGCACAAGCCGCGGCUGAUCAUCACGGCCAUGGGCGACGGACGGCAGCGCGGGCUGGAGUGCGCGGAGUGCUCGGGCGCGGCGCGGCGACAGCGCCUGCUGGCGCCCGUGGCGCUGGCCGCCGGGCCCGCCGGCGCGCUCUACGUCGGCGACUUCAACCUGGUGCGCAAGAUCCGGCCCGACGGCGAGGUCUUGACCCUCGUCAAACUCAACGCCACUCGAGUCUCCUACCGGUACCACAUGGCUCUGUCCCCGCUCGACGGCACGCUGUACAUCUCCGACCCGGAAUCUCAUCAGAUCAUUAAAGUCCGCAACACCGAGGACUACAGCGACCCCGAGCACAACUGGGAGACGGUGGUCGGCUCCGGCGAGAGAUGUCUGCCUGGAGACGAGGCUCACUGCGGCGACGGUGCUCUAGCCCGAGACGCCAAGCUGGCCUACCCGAAAGGAGUGGCGGUCUCCAUCGACAAUGUCCUAUACUUCGCCGACGGAACUAACAUUCGUAUGGUCGACAGAGAUGGCAUCAUCACCACGGUCAUCGGCAAUCACAUGCACAGAGCGCACUGGAAGCCGAUUCCUUGCGAAGGAACCUUAAGCGUAGAGGAAGUCCAUCUGAGGUGGCCCACGGAACUGGCGAUUAAUCCUUUGGACAACAGCCUUCAUAUUAUCGACGAUCAUAUGAUUCUACAGAUGGCUCCGGAUGGCAGGGUCAAAGUGAUCGCUGGACGUCCCCUGCACUGCCCGUCGCCGCUGACCGGCUAUGAUAUGGAACUGGCGACUUAUGCUACUUUGGUGAUGCCGCAGAGCAUUGCCUUUGGAGCUGCCGGUGACUUGUACGUAGCUGAAAGUGAUUCUCAGAGAAUAAAUAGAGUGCGUUUGAUAACUACUGAUGGCAAAAUCUCCCUAUAUGCUGGCGCGGAAUCUAAGUGCAACUGUUUGGAACGCGGUUGCGAUUGCUUCGAGGCAGAUCAUUUCCUAGCUUCCAAUUCCAAAUUCAAUACGAUCUCAGCCGUGAUUGUGAGCCCGGACGGCAUCGUCCACAUAGCAGACCAGGCGAACUAUAGAAUCCGAUCAGUCAUGGCCAGUAUACCCGACGCCAGUGGUUCGAGAGAGUAUGAGAUAUAUUCACCCGAUACGCAGGAAGUUUACGUUUUCAACAGAUUCGGCCAGCACAUCAUGACAAAGAACAUUCUGACCGGAGAAAAUAACUAUGUGUUCACUUACAACGUAAACACCAGCAACGGCAAGUUGAGCACAGUUACCGACGCGGCCGGCAACAAAGUCUUCCUCUUACGUGAUUAUGCCAGCCAAGUCAAUUCGAUAGAGAACACCAAGGGACAGAAAUGCAGACUCAAGAUGUCGAGAAUGAAAAUGUUACAAGAAUUACGAACACCCGACAAUUUCAAUGUAACAUUCGACUAUCACGGUACCACUGGUUUACUUAAAGCUAAAUACGAUAGCACCGGACGCAGCUACAUCUACAAGUAUGAUGAGUUCGGUAGACUGACUUCAGCCGUUACCCCGACCGGCAGAAUCAUAAACUUAACCUUCGACCUAAGCCUUAAAGGUGCCACGGUUCUGGUGAGCGAAAACAAUAAGAGACCUAUUUCUAUUCUCAUUAAGGGUUCUUCUGUAAACACUAAGGUCGGAGAAGCAGAAAAGAAGACAAUCAUUUCUACGGACGGUAGCAUCUCCACCAGUAUGCCAUGGGGACAUGUAAUUUCAACGGACACAGUUCCGUACACAAUUCUCUCCGAAAUAGAUCCCAUUUUGGGCGAAAGCUACCCCGUGCCCGCGAAGCAGAGAACUGAAGUUGGUGGUGAUUUAGCAAACCGAUUUGAAUGGAGAUACUUCUUGCGCAGAUUGCAAUCUAACAAAGGAAAGAGUAGCAAAGCCGUGGCUCAAAUCGGGCGCAAGCUGAGAGUAAACGGUGAGAACCUUCUGACGCUCGAAUACGAUAGAGACUCUUCUACUGUAGCCGUGUUCAUGGAUGAUAAGGUGGAGUUACUGAACGUCACGUACGAUAGAACUGCCAGGCCCGUGAAGUGGGGACCGCGGAAUGGAAUUUUCGCCGAGGUUGAAUUGGAGUAUGACAGAUUCAGCCGACUCACCAGCUGGAGAUGGGGCGAUCUUAAUGAAACCUACGGUUUCGACCGAGCUGGCCGAUUGCACGAGAUCAAAUACGGUGACGGGUCGUCCUUGGCCUAUUCCUUCAGGGACAUGUUUACUAGUCUUCCACUGAAGGUCACGACUCCUAGAGGCAGCGAUUAUCUGUUAGACUACGACGACUCUGGCGCGCUCCAGAACUUGACCACGCCAAGAGGACACAUCCACACCUUCGCACUGAUGACUUCGCUAGGCUAUUUCAAGUACCAAUAUUUCUCGCCGAUGAACAGACAUCCUUAUGAAAUCCUAUACAACGAUGACGGACACAUUUUGGCUAAGAUCUUCCCGCACCAAUCUGGUAAGAUAUUGUACGUGUACGACCAGGCGGGCAAGUUGGAGACGAUAUUGGCUGGCGCGUCCGCUAUCCGCUACGUGUACCACGAAAAUACUCACCUGGUGAAGAAUGUCGAAAUAACGGACCCCGAUUACGAUCUCAAACAGGACUAUAAAUACCACGCAGGCAUUCUCAAAGACGAGAAGAUGAAAUUCAACUCCAAGAGUGGUCUUAACAAUGCCCAUUUCAAAUAUCAAUAUGAUGGUAACGCCAGGCUUUCAACGAUUGACGUUAACAUUAACAGCAAGGAAAUGCCCCAGUUGAGGCUAAAGUACAAUCAAAACUUGGGUACCUUAGAAGGAGUAAGCGACUUGAGGAUCUACAGGAACACGUUCAAUCGAUCCGUUAUGCAAGACACGAGCAAGCAAUACUUCACCAUCACCGACUAUGACGACCACGGUAGAAUAAAAACGGUGCUCAUGAAUAUUAAAUCAUUCGAUGUCUUCCGCCUCGAACUUGAAUACGAUGCCAGAAACAGAAUCAAGUCUAAAAAGAUGCUGAUCGGCGAUACGUCUUCCAGCGAACGAAUCAGUUACAACUUUGACGGACAUCUCAUGGAAGUGGUCGGCUCCGAAGACGAUUGGAAAUUCGUUUACGAUGAGAACGGUAAUGUCAUUGGUGUGAUCGAGCACGGAGAGAAGCGUUACCUGGGCUACGAUAUCGGCGACAGGGUCGUCCAAUAUGGCGACAUCGAGUUCAGCAGCUACGACGGCCGAGGCUUCGUUAUCAGGAGGGGAGAACAGAAAUACCGCUACAAUUCCCGAGGACAGUUCGUGCAUGCCUUCGAAAGGGACAAAUUCCAGAUGUGGUACUACUACGAUAACAGAAACCGACUGGUCGCCUGGAAGGACGACAAGAAUAACGUCACCCAAUUCUUCUACACCAAUCCUCAAACUCCUAAUUUGAUCACACACAUGCACUAUCCUAAAGCCGAGAAGACCGUGAGGUUCCUGUACGACCAGCGAAACUUCCUUACUUGCAUAGAAACGGAAGACCAGAGGUUCUAUGUUGCCACAGACCACAACGGCUCGCCGCUCGUAGUGUUCGACGUGAACGGCGAAAUCAUAAAAGAAAUCAAACGCAGCCCCUUCGGAAAGAUAAUCAAAGACACCAAUCCCGGUUUCUACGUGCCCGUAGACUUCCACGGCGGUAUAUUUGAUUAUAACACGAAUCUCGUCUAUCUGGAUAACAGGUUGUACGACCCGAUAGUCGGGCAAUGGAUGACGCCGAGCUGGGAACACUUGGCGACCAAACUCAGUCUUCCAACUGAUAUUUUCAUCUACAGAUUUAAGAAUAACGAUCCGAUAAAUAAGAACCAGAACGUACCGUACAUGACGAACCUGGGCAGCUGGCUGGAGCUGUACGGCUACGACUUGAGCAAGAUGAUGGGAUCGAGGUACAUCACCGACAUGAUCUUCCAACCGAUAACUUCCGUGACGGCGCCGCAUUUGGCGCCCGAUUUCGGUGUAAUGUCCGGUCUUCAGUGCAUCAUUGAGAAGGUGAACGACAAAUUGUCGGACAUCGAUUUCGUGCCGACGCCCCUCCUGAAGAUGGAGCCGAUCACGCGCAACCUGCUGCCGCGCGUGUCGUACAAGCGCGGCGUGUUCGGGUCGGGCGUGCUGAUCUCGCGCGUGGACGGGCGCGCCUACAUCAGCGUGGCGGACGGCGCCAACAGCGUCGUCGAGGACGUCAUCACCACCGUCUUCAACAACUCAUACUUCCUCGAUGUCCACUUCAGCAUACACGAUCAGGACGUCUUCUACUUCGUCAAAGAUAAUUCGCUGAAGAUCAGGGACGAUAUGGAGGAGCUGAGACGGUUGUCUGGGAAGUUCAACGUGUCGCAGGAUGAAACGAAUGAUCAAGGCUUAGAGGUUCGAGUGCACGCGGUGGGCAAAGGCUCGGCCCAAGCGGUGAUCGUGCUGCGCUACGGCGUGGAGCCGGCGGCGGAGCGGCUGAAGCUGCUGAAGCACGCGCACAAGCGGGCCGCCGCGCGCGCGUGGGAGAGGGAGAAGGCGCUCGUGGCGGCCGGCUGGGAGGGCCGCGGCGCCUGGACCGAGGAGGAGAAGGAGGAGCUCAUCUCGCACGGCGUCGUGGACGGCUGGGCCGCCAAGGACGUGCACUCCGUCUCCAAGUACCCGCAGCUCGCCGACGACCCCGCAAACAUCGUCUUCGUCCGCGACGGACGGCGGAAACGGAGAAAGAGCGGCCGCUCGCGCCACCGCUCGUGAUCUGUCUGAACGUGCCAUAACUUGACACCGUUUCGAAUUUGGAACGUUCCGGUUUCGAAACGGCUAGAUUAUUUUUUUAUAGAACUGAAGUUGUCGGCCUUUUGAAUGAGUUGUGAUGGAAGUGAUCGGGAUAGCGGGAUAUUGUGAAGGGAGAGUAGGUCGGUUUAUGGAUUGAUCUGGUAUGGGACGAUUACGUUUAUAGGCCAUAGUAGAGCGUUUAGUUACCCGCUUUGCGUACUUAGGCGAGUCAAUUAUUUUGAUCCCCUUAUUGUAGCUUAUUUUUAAUAUAUUUUCGCCCUAUACUCAUUCUUGGACUGAAAACGAAUCUCACGAACAACUCUCACAGGGUACCGGGUCAUAAAGAUAACAUACUCGUAAUAAUAAUGAUAUAAUAAUGAGCUGAACUGAACAUAAUAAACCAAAAUACUCAUACGAUCACAAUUUUUAACCCUUUUAAAGAUUAUUUUAGUAGUAUAUUACAUAUUUUUAUCGAUAUACUCUCGUCACUUAGAAUUAUUAUUUACACGAAAAUGUAGCCCUAUCACAUUGUAGCCAAAUAUCUCAUGCUAUCCAUACUGUAAUUUGGUUAAUUGUAAAUAUUAUUUUUAUUAGUCUCGUAGUUGUUCCUUUAAAUAUUAGACCUAAGGUCUUUUUUUACUUCGCAAUACUAUUAGUAAUUAAGCAAUAUUUUAUACCUAAUGUUUUUUAUAAAAGCGCCUCUGACAUGAAAUCGAAUGACCCCAACGCUAGCUACAGUACUCUAGUCUAGAACCUCGUCGGUAGGGCGAGUUCACACGAGCUCGCGUGGCGCGUGGCCCACUCGGAGAGACAAGAGUUCUAACUAGCGAUACAGUAAUCCCAUUAGAAUGGCCUCAUACUAAAUAGACAAAUAAAGUAAAUAUAAUAAUUUAAUUACAUAAAACGUUUAUACGUACUUCUGCAUGUGUUGUGCAAUAAAAAGGGUAGUUUUACAUGUAGAGGCUUCUUGCUGACUUAUCAUUCUACGCACGUUUCUAGAGACUGAGACUUAAUACUAUUUUUAUGUUUUUCGUUCAUGGACUGCUCAAAAGCAAAACUCAAACGGUCAGUCAUGUUUAUUCCUAUACUCAAUAUUUUAUACCUUAUUAUUUAUAUUUGUUAUUUAUCAAUGAAUUUAUCUAUAUAAUGAAUUGUUUUUAAGAUGAUUUUAUAAUUGUAACUCAUGCGGUUGCUGUCAAGCGUCGCAGUGUGUUUUUGGGCAGUCUAGUGUCCGAACUUGUGAUUUGUGAAUUCCUCUACAGUGAGUCAGCGAGCAAGGAGUAAUUUAUAACUGUAGUUAAUAGUGUAUGUCCAUAAAUGUGAAUCAUUUAAAUUGUGGUGUCUACUCUGUGUUAGAGGUACUAAGUAGCUAGUUGACUGAGGUGGACGUGAAUAUUUGAUACAAAAAUUGUUGCGGUGGGAGCUACGGCACCCAGCGGCCGGACGGCCCAGCGAUGGUGAUAUUUUUGGAAUAUGUGACUAAAAAAGCAAUACGUCGUAAUGUAAUACGUCUUAUCAUUUAUUUAACUAUAAGGUGUAUUUUUAUUUAAAUUAAUUAAUAAUAAUGAAAUAUAUAUAUCUAUUGUGAAUGUAGUUAUUGAUUUCGCGGUGAUAUAAAUCUAGAGCGGUAUAGUUCUUUUUUAUAAUGUAUAAAGUAUUCUAAUUUGUAAAUAGGUACUUAAAGUUGAGAUGUAAUCUGUAAAAAUAUUGUACAUAUCUUUACGCUUGGAAUUAUUUAUAAUUUACCCUGUAAGUUAGGAUAUGGUGUAAUAUAUCGGCAGAGAGGCUCUAGAAACUACUCCACAGGCAACUGCGGCUCACUCGAAUGUAUUACAUAAUCUGUAAUAAUAACACUUGAUACUGACAAAGGCUUAUACAUCACUAAAUAGGUACAACAUGUCUUUAAAAUUAGCCGUAAUAAAUAAAUAAUUGCAGUAUCAAGUUUUAUUAUUAAUGUUAUAUGAUUUGUCGUUAGGACAAAUCGUUUUGCAAUAUCGCUAAAAUAAUUUUCAAUAGCGUCCAAAAUCUAUACAAGAAAUGUUUUAAAAAUACUUUAUUACUGGUCUUAAUAAUGUCAAAAGAUGGCACUGCUAUUUGCCGAACUGUACAAUGUCGAAAUAAUAAAUAAUAAUUCAUAGAACAAUCAUGUUGGAUCAUCAAACUUUGUCGCUAUAGUAUGAAUUAUGUGAAAUGGUUUUUUGGCCUCAAACCUGUUAAACAAAAGGCAUUGUUUAUUUUGUGCAACGCGUUGGCUAACUAAUUUCUCAUUAAUGGGAAGGAUCAGGCCCAUUUAAAAGACAAUUUUAGCGUUCUACUUUCAUGGUUCAAAUUCUUGUAACAGCAGACGGAGAUAACACGUUUGGGUAAUGUAGUACACGAAAGGUAAGAAUAUUCGGAGAUAACAAAAAGCUGUUACAUAAAUUUGAGUCAUAUGUGUAGAACGCUAAAAUUGCCUUUUAAACGGGCUUUAUCCUUCUCACUAUUGAGAAAUUAGGUAGCCACUGCAGCGCACAAAAGAAAUAAUUUAAUGCCUUUUGUUUAACAGCUCAGGGUUUGAGACCAAAAAAUUAUCUCAGAUAAUUCAUACUAUACUUGUCGGCGCAAACCGCUUACAAAAAUGUAGUAUCAGUGUCCAGACUUGAGUAUGCAAGUGACAUGCCUACUUGCCUAAUAUGCCUGGAUACUUAAGGCAGGGCACCGACUGUUCAAUCAGAUGCAAGAAUAUCUAGGCUUCGUACAGGUAACGCAAUCAAAAAUAGACUGGAGAUAUUAAUGUACAGUUGAGAUAUUUUUGCUGAUGACUGUAAUGUAAGACUGUAAUACAAACAACAAUAAUCCCGUUAGUACCAUACUUGUCAUAGUUACUUAAAUUAGAACAUCAUGAUUCCGUGUCGCCAUAAGAGUACCUUUCUACUGAGGCGGAGAUGGGAGGCGACGUGGCGGAAUCAGCUAAUGGCUUGCUUGUAAUCCAGCGGAUCGGAGAAGAGAUAUGGAUUAUGGAUGAGAAUCACCUCUAAUCUCCGCUCACCUCCGUCUCAGUGGAAAGGCAACAUUAGUAUUGUUUACGCUUUCCGAAACAAAAAUAUUUUGUAUUAGAAACCAUUCGUUUCCGAACUUGCCUUUUUGUACUGUCGUUAUCAACUAUCAUCAAUGUUUCUCAGCAAUAGACUCAGCUUCUAGAUCUAAUAGAGCGCUUCACAUAGUCGGGAGCGUAGCAUAGUCCGGGAUCCGAACUGCAUUUACCUGUACUAUAGUAGACAAGCGUAGCCCCUUUAAGACUCUGGAUGUGUAAAGAGUUCCGUACUCGCUAGAAGUGCGUGCGACAGCAUGUACAGUAAUAACAUAGAAAGUAUUCUAAUGGAAUAUGUAAUAAAAAUAUUAAAUUAUA